GGGGCUGGACCUCAGCCUUUCCCCGCCUGGGGCCGCCGCCGCACCAUUGGUUGCUCCGCGUCUCCAAAAGGGGCCCUUGGAAUCCUCCCUGGGUCAGUCUGGUGCUGGGUCGUGGGACUCCCCACAACUCCCGCGGGUCCGGAACUGGAUCCCUUCUUCCCAGAGUUGCGAGCAACUUUCCCGGCUCCCCGGCGCUGCAGUGGCUCGGGGUCCGGGGCAGCCGCAGGUAGCUGAACCCAGGGCCACGCUACCCGAGCCCCGGCGGAGCGCGCGCGCAGGUCUCUGUGUCGGUGCACGCUGGGGGUCCCGGAGCUCCGCUCCGCCGGGGAGAUGCCUCUGGGACACAUCAUGAGGCUGGAUCUGGAGAAAAUCGCCCUGGAGUACAUCGUGCCCUGUCUGCACGAGGUCGGCUUCUGUUACCUGGACAACUUCCUGGGCGAGGUGGUGGGCGACUGCGUCCUGGAGCGCGUCAAGCAGCUGCACAGCAACGGGGUCCUGCGGGACGGCCAGCUGGCCGGGCCGCGCGCCGGCGUCUCCAAGCGGCACCUGCGGGGCGACCAGAUCACGUGGAUCGGGGGCAAUGAGGAGGGCUGCGAGGCCAUCAGCUUUCUCCUGUCCCUCAUCGACAGGCUGGUCCUGUACUGCGGGAGCCGGCUGGGCAAAUACUACGUCAAGGAGAGGUCCAAGGCAAUGGUGGCUUGCUACCCAGGAAAUGGAACAGGUUAUGUCCGACAUGUAGACAACCCCAACGGUGACGGCCGCUGCAUCACCUGCAUCUACUAUCUGAACAAGAAUUGGGAUUCCAAGCUACACGGUGGGGUCCUGCGGAUAUUUCCGGAAGGGAAGUCAUUCGUAGCAGAUGUGGAGCCCAUUUUUGACAGACUCUUGUUCUUCUGGUCAGACCGCAGGAACCCACAUGAAGUCCAGCCUUCCUAUGCAACCAGAUACGCUAUGACUGUUUGGUACUUUGAUGCUGACGAAAGGGCAGAAGCCAAAAAGAAGUUCAGGAAUUUAACUAGGAAAACAGAGUCUGCCCUCACUGAAGACUGACUGUGUGCUCUGAAACCCGCUGGCCUCAUUCAUUUUAGCAAUGGUUCCUGGAUUCUCUUUAAGAGUUGAGACCCAAAGAAGGCCUCUUCAGUGAAUUGGUGAUGUGCGACCCCCUCCUGCUUGCAUCAUUCACAUCCCUGUCUUGCGAAUGGUACUUUGUGUUUUCUUGCCAAGACCGCAUCCAUCUUCAGACCCCCUCUUUGCCGGAUGAACUCAUUGUCUAACUCUGAAAACACCUGCCGAUGACCUCUUUUGCCAGCGGUUUAACUGAUAGAUUUGGUAAUACUGUCGAUUAAACAAGAGCCCAGAAGCAUGGGCAAGGGAAUAAAUCUUAUUUGCACUUUAUGUACACUUCCCGAUUUGAAAGGGAGGAGGCUUACAACGAAGACAAAAUGGUGACAGGUGCCACAGAGAGGCAUCUUUGAAGCCUUUGACAGCAAGAAACAGGAAUCUGUGCCAUCUGAACAAUUUCCAGAUGUUUUUAAUCCAGGGCUGUUGGUGUUUCUGGAGAAUUAUCACAACCUAAUGACAUUCUUACCUCUAGAAAGGGCUGCUGUCUCAGUCACCCAUUUAUAAGUGUCCUGUGGGUAGAUACUCCUUUUUCCUUGUCCUACAACCUGGACUUUUGACCUCUGCCCCAUUUUACUGAACAUAUGACUUUCUGAUAAAAAAAAAAAAAAGGCAACACCAGGUGUUUUCUAUUUUCACUUCUUACUUGGGGAACCCAGUUCCUCAGAGGCAAAAACUAGACAUUAAUUGUUUGAUUGCUUUGUUAAAAUGGAAUUUGAAUUUAAAGCAAAGGGGAAACAAGUACCUUGUAGUUUAGAGUCAGCAACCUCUGAUACUGGUGUUGAAAGAUCUGGGUGUACAGAUAUACAACAAAUGUGUGUGCAUUUGAACAUUUUGAGAGUGAGAUAGAGUUAGAAAUGUGGACAUUCUCAUUCUUCAGUUUCCUUUUAAAUGAGCUCACCCUUCGUUAACAAAAUAAAAUAAUUUUUAGAAAUAGGGUGCUGUAUUUAAAAAAAAGGAAAUGGAAAUAAAACAAAUAUCCUGAAAAGCUGUUUGAGUUCUUUCACGGUUUCUGUCCUGAAUUGCCUUUUUCAACAGACUGGACUCUCCAGAUCCACUGCAGUUGGCAGUGUGGAGAAUCAUGGGACUUGCUGGAACUGUGGAGGGUUCUAUCCUUGAAGGACUUUGCAUCGAGUGUCUGCUCUAUGAAAGUUACUCUUCCUAGUUUUCAAUUCCAUUUUCAUAUUUUAAAAGAAAUCAUUCAAUUACUUGCUUGAAAAUCCCAUGAACUUUAAAGAGCCAGGAAUAUUUUUUUUGGUCAUUUACAGACUUUGCAAGAAACAAGCUUAUUUUUUUUCCUUUUCUGGUUUUAGAAAAUUUCUAGCUAAGAUGUGUCUUCAUUCUCACAACUGCUCUUUUUUUUUCUUCAUAGUACUUAUCACCUUCUAACUUGCUAUGUAAUUUUCUUAUUUAUUGUGUGUAUUAUCUUGUAUUCUUCCUCUAGAGUGUAAGCACAAAGAAGACAGGGAUUUUUGUAUGUUUUUAAUCCACAGGACGUAUUCCCAGCACCUAAAAUAGUGCUUGACACACAGCAAGGACUCUUUGAAUAAACUCCCUCUUCUACCUUCGCA
Eptesicus fuscus (big brown bat) is the source of this 2690-nucleotide messenger RNA. RefSeq names its product egl-9 family hypoxia inducible factor 3 (gene EGLN3). The transcript is spliced from 5 exons. The coding region runs from base 331 to 1050 and encodes 239 amino acids. The record is from RefSeq and is a predicted model, not a curated record. Gene Ontology annotation, molecular function: ferrous iron binding; peptidyl-proline 4-dioxygenase activity; L-ascorbic acid binding. Lineage: Eukaryota; Metazoa; Chordata; Mammalia; Chiroptera; Vespertilionidae. Gene Ontology annotation, cellular component: cytoplasm; nucleus. Gene Ontology annotation, biological process: peptidyl-proline hydroxylation to 4-hydroxy-L-proline; cellular response to hypoxia.